Molecule: messenger RNA, 2463 nt
Organism: Entamoeba invadens IP1
Lineage: Eukaryota; Evosea; Mastigamoebida; Endamoebidae
Exons: 1
Coding region: 1-2463 (820 amino acids)
Source: RefSeq, a predicted model, not a curated record
AUGGAACAGUUUCCCGACAAGCGGCCGAGCCCGCCACGGUACACCGACGCCGCCGUCGCAAAAGACGUCACGUGGAUCUUCGAGAGUUUUCAGAUGGAACCGCGAGACCACCAAAUGGUCUGUCUUCAAAAACUUCUCGAAGACCUUCAGUCGCAAACGCCGCAGAACAAUUACUUGAUGCAACACGCGACAGGGUCAGGGAAGUCGAUGACCAUUGCAGUCCUUUCGCACUUUUUGUAUAACUUGGACGACGGAAAACGGUUUGACAAAAUCAUUGUAUUGAAUGAUCGAAUUCAUUUAGACACACAGCUUUGUAAUACAGUGAAAAGCGUCAUUGCCGUGUCCGACGGGGUCAAAGUGAAACGGAUGAAGAAUUCGACGAAGCUCCAGAAAGCGCUGCAAGACAAAGAGACGCGAAUGUUCUGUACAACGCUCCAGAAGUUCGCGUUUGUCGAAACGGAACUCCCAAACGACUUGAAUAUCGCGAUUAUAUCGGAUGAAGCGCAUCGGUCCCAUGGCGCAGCGGCAACGAGAAAACUACAUACGAUGCUCACGGGGGAACAAAGACAAAACAGACAUAUAACGUACUUUUCAUUCACUGCAACACCAACACAGAAGUGCUUGAGGCUCUUCGGAACACACAGAGACGGACUUAUAAGGCCGUUCCACUGCUUUUCGUUAGCAGAAAGUGAAACAAAGGGUUUGGUGCUCAAUGUACUGAGGAACUACUCUGUUGUGCCGAAGAUGUAUAAUUUGACGGGGAAAACGAAAGGCAUUGAAAUGAUUACGGACGGGAAACAAGUCGCGCGGUGUCUCUCGGACGAGAUCAGAACAACGGAAAGUUUGAUGAAAAGAAGAGCGGAAUUUAUCAUCGAGCAUUUUUCGAAUCUUGCGGAACAGAAAGACAACGACAAAUUCAAAGGGAUUGCGAUGUUGGUGUGUCGAACACGGAAAAGCGUGAUUAAGUAUACGCAAAUGUUGCGGAACGUGAUAACAGAGAAAGGAAAGGACUUUGGCGUGUUUGGGACGUUCAGUGAAACGGACAUCGACGGGGUGAUGGAAAGUGAGGAGAAGCUGAACACGAUGUACAACACGUACAGCGACUCGAAACACAUUUGUGAAUUACUGAAGGAUCAAUCGAAGAAUAUCAGAAUCAUUGUUGCUGCCGACAAAUUACAGACGGGGUUUGAUGAGCCGAGACUGAUGUGUAUGUACGUUGACAAAGUGCUGAAUGGUGCGCAUGCAGUACAAACACUUGGGCGGUUAGACCGAAAGUGUGAGGGGAAGGACGAGGUGUUUGUUGUUGAUUUUUCGAAUCAGAUGGAAGCCCUUAAAAAGGCGUGGGGAGCGUUUUAUCAUGAAGCGUUGCUCUUUGAGUCUGACAGCGAUGUGAAACGACAGGAUGUGUUCAAUGCUGUUAAAAUGCGGUUGAAAACGAUUGAAGGUGUCAAGGAGAAGAAUGUGGAAGUUGCGAGGAUAGCAGUGAAACAGGAAAACGUUGAACGGAGGAUUCGGAUGACAAACCCGGUCCAGACGGACAUGCUUCUCUUUUUGAAAUUAGUUGACUACUUUCAAGACGACAACGACACCGACGUCAAGUACUCUUUUAUAUCAAAGCUCUACACGUCGUUGUCGACACAAAACACAAAGACCGCGAGUCUAACGCAGUUACUUAAAAGCUCUUUGGGAGUGAGUGUGGAUGGUGAGAAAGUUGAGGCAGUUGAUAUGCCGAUAACGAGCAUUGAGAGGAGUGGGCCGAUAGCGAAUAGCCUUGCAGUGUAUCAACGGAGGUGUCGAGAGAUGACAUCAACGGAAGUGGUUGAACUUGCUGAAAGGAUGGUGGACGGCGAACGGAGUGUGAACGAUGGGAUCAGUCGAUUUUCGCAAGAGGUGUAUUCGAAAAACAACCGGGACUUGCUGCGAGGGAUUGUGAAUAAAUAUUCGAAACAAGCGGUGAAGAGAAAGCCAGUCAAGAAGGUGGAGGUCAACGCGUAUUGUAAACAAAAUGUGCGUUCGUUACUUGGGUGGGAGAAGGUGAAUGGGACGCUCCGUUUUUUAUUGAAAGAGAUCAUCAACAGCGAAGGGUUGGAACAGUUUGUGAAUGAAAAUGGAAUACCGUUUUUGUUUGGGAUUCUCAGUAGCGCGGGGACGUAUGAAAUGUCGUUUGUACAAGCGGGACUUGUUGUGAUACUGGAAUGCACGAAACCGGUGUUCACGAGCGCAUUGAAGGAGACCAUGUUCGACGUUAAUUAUUUGAUGAAAGCCGUGGAGGAAAACACGAAAUAUCUUUCAGCGAAUGCAUUGAAAAUACUUCUGAGGAUCUGCUCGAUGUUUCCAAGAGUCAAAGAGUGUGUGGUUGGGGACGAAACAUUCCGGAAUAAGAUUAAGGAAAUGUCGCAGAACUCUUCACUGUUUGUGAAACAGGCGGUUGACAGUUUUAUUAAGCUUCACAUCCACGCAUGA